AUGAUUUCUUUGGACACGAACAAUGGUAUUCUCGCGUCGACUUCUGGCAUUUCCCGCCUUCUGUUGCCCCUGCUGAUCAGCUUCAUCAGCUUCGCAGUAUAUCAGUUGCUAUACCACCCCCUGAGGAAAUUUCCUGGGCCACUGGCUGCUAAGCUCGCAAACGCCUAUGGAGCCGCGCAUGUCUGGCGCCGACGCCUCCACCUCGCAUCACUUGAGCUCCACGAAACGUACGAUAUAUACCUCAACCCACGAGUAACCAAGGGCAGAGAAUAUAUCCAACUACGCCAAGGUGGCCGGGGAGCCCCCAGCUUGCUCAACACGCUCGACAAAGAGGAUCACCGCAGGAAGAGGCGUGUCAUCGCCCCGGUCAUCUCAGAAGGCUCCAUGAGGGUCUUCGAGCCCCACAUGCAGCUGCAUAUUGAUUCCUUCCUCACUCAGCUGCUACGAUCCAGCCGCAAGCGAGACAUAAUCAAUAUGACGCCGCGGUGCGAGCGCUUGGGCCUCGACGUAGUAGGCGAGCUUGCCUUUGGGUACCCUCUCAACACCCAGACCGACCCAACUCACCGCGUCAUUAUGGAGCGUCUCAAGACUCGCAGCGACCGCAGUGCCUUGUAUUUCUUCUGGCCUCUGCUUCGCUUGCUUGAGUCGCUCUUCAACGUCGGCCGAGGCAGGCACAGCCUCAACGGUUUCUACGGCUCACUCAAGACCAUGAUCGCCACACGUAUGGCCUUUCCAAAAGAUGACAGGCACGACUUCUACUCACUUGCAUCACGAGAUAUUAGUCCCGGUGAACCGGGACUUAUAAGUAAGGAUCUUUGGGCCGAGGCUGUACUUUUCAUCGCCGCAGAUGGAAGUACCACCUCUACGGCCUUAAGCGGCAUGUUCUUCUACCUCUCCCGAAACCCAAAAGCCUACGCCCGCCUAGCGUCCGAGAUCAGGACCGCAUUCACCUCUGCUGGCGAGAUCCGCCAGGGCCUGCUGCUCAACAGCUGCACAUACCUGAGGUGCAAGACCGCAUCGGCCGCAGCGGGCGAGCCCUUCAUCGUCGACGGACACGUCAUCCCGCCGGGCACGCAGGUUGCCGUGAGCCAAUAUAGCCUACAACACAAUCCGAAAUACUUCCCCGACCCGUUCGAGUUCAGGCCGGAGCGCUGGUUGGCCCCUGAAUCUGAGGACGGUGUACCUAUUCCCGAGACGGCCGAGCAGCGAGAUGCGCGCACCGCCAUGAGGCGCGCUUUUAUGCCGUUCUCGAUCGGUGACCGCUCCUGUGCUGGCAAGUCGAUGGCCUACCUUGAGAUGAGGCUGACUAUUGCCAAAACAUUUUGGUACUUCGACUUUGAGAAGGCGCCUGGCGAGGCUGGUGAGCUGGGUGGGGGUUGGGCCGGCAGGACAGACAGCCGUGGCAGACGAGAUGAGUUCCAAUUGUACGAUAGCAUUGCUGUGGAUCACACAGGUCCUAAUGUGGUAUUCCUGCCGCGUGGUCGCUACUAUGAGGAACUUAGCUCUGAGAAGGUAUGGCAAAGCAUUUGA
Messenger RNA from Diaporthe citri, 1530 nucleotides. RefSeq lists its product as uncharacterized. Gene Ontology annotation, molecular function: heme binding; oxidoreductase activity, acting on paired donors, with incorporation or reduction of molecular oxygen; iron ion binding. The record is from RefSeq and is a predicted model, not a curated record. The transcript has 5 exons. NCBI's taxonomy places the organism in Eukaryota, Fungi, Ascomycota, Sordariomycetes, Diaporthales, Diaporthaceae. Bases 1 to 1530 code for a protein of 509 amino acids.